Mya arenaria is the source of this 648-nucleotide messenger RNA. RefSeq names its product complement C1q tumor necrosis factor-related protein 7-like. The transcript is spliced from 4 exons. The record is from RefSeq and is a predicted model, not a curated record. Bases 1 to 648 code for a protein of 215 amino acids. Gene Ontology annotation, molecular function: protein binding. NCBI's taxonomy places the organism in Eukaryota, Metazoa, Mollusca, Bivalvia, Myida, Myidae.
AUGGAACUGAACUGGCUUAUGUUAGGCUUAUUUUGCGCCGUUUUUGAUAAAUGCGCAGCUGCCGAGGUAGAUGAUGGAAUUCUUAAAACAAUCCUUGAGCGAUUGGAGAAAACCGAAAAUGAACUUGCUAGCUCAAGAAACGAGUUGAAACAAGUGAAAGAGGAUUUUGAAAUCCGUCUGAAGGAGGCAGAGAAUGGCAUCGCAUUUGUUAACAGAACUUCCAACGAGCAGGAGGAGAUGUUUGCCUUCACCUCGUAUCUGGACCAUAACCUCGACCAUCUUGGUAUCGACCACCCCAUUGUGUUCAACAAAGUCUUGCUCAAUGAAGGAAGUGCCUACAACCCUGCGAACGGAAUGUUCACCUGUCAAAUAGACGGCCUAUACGUCUUAAGUUUCUUCGUUGCCGACUUCGCCAGGCAACAAGUUGUCGCUAGGCUGUCUGUCAAUGGAGUUAAUCAGGUCGACGCGAUCGCCGACACUUCGAACACCCACCAAUACAUGGAAUCCCAGGGCGGUAACCUUGCCGUGGUGCGACUGACGGCUGGUCAGGCUGUCUGGAUAGCCAGUUACAGGCACCCCGAGACAUCCGUGUAUGCUACGGGUGUUGAUCGAUUAUCUACGUUUUCAGGGUUCUUAUUACUCGGGUAG